AUGGGCAUCGAGCUGAAACAACCCGACUCUGCGCAUCUGCCGCACACAAACGGCUCAUCUGGCACACUGCCUGAGAGAUCAUCACCAACUGGAAUCGCUGUUUUGAUUGUUGGCGGAGGAGUAGCCGGCUUACUGGCCGGUCUCGAGUGCUGGCGUCAGGGCCACGAGCGGUGGCCAGACAUGGCCAAGGAGAACGACCGCAUUUCAUACGAGAUGUGGAUUUCAUGGCAUAAAAUCAAUGGGGACCUGAUUUCCGGUCCGGCUCCUUUCCGUCCCAAUGCUCAAAAGAAAGAUGGCCCUGAAGGUCCAAAUACUCUGCAAACCGCCAAGAUAUAUAGACACAGUCGUCCGACCAUGCACAAGAUGCUCGCCGAUCAGGUUGAGAGAGUUGGACUCACGGUGGAAUACGGCAAACACGUUACUCAAUACCAAGAGGACCCUGAUUCUUCCAAGGCUUAUGUGAUUUUGGAAAAUAACGAAAAGAUCGAGGCGGACUUGGUUGUCGCAGCUGACGGAAUUGGCAGCAAGUCUUAUAGUAUCACUUUGGGCCGUCAAGUCCCGGCCCGCCCCACAGGGUUUUCAAUCUAUCGAGCGUUGCUGCCUAUCGAUCAGGCUCUUGUAGAUCCCGUUAUCGAUGAGAAGUUCCCUCUGUUAGAGAAUGGGAUGUCCUCCACCCAACUCUGGAUGGGCAUUGAGUCCUGGUCUAACAAGGUUGGACCCGAGGUCGUGCUUCAAACCACGGCCACGAUUGACGGUUGGCCCGACUUCGCGGAUCGAUUGAUCAAGGCAACAGCCAAGGAUCAGAUCCACGACUUCAAACUCAUGUGGCGUGAGCCUCAACCUUGCUGGGUUUCCCCAGGCGGCCGAGUUGUGCAGAUCGGUGAUGCGGCGCACAGUUUUCUUCCAUCCUCCGGGAACGGUGCCACGCAGGGUAUGGAAGACGCCGUCUCUCUGGCAGCUUGCUUGCGACUUGCUGGGAAAGACAAUGUGCCCUGGGCAACCCGUGUUCAUAACAAACUGAGGUUUGAGCGGGUAUCCUGUCUGCAAAUGCUGGGCGUCCUCAACCAUGAGAUGCGCAAUCGCUCUGCCAAUGCGGAUGCUUCACAGACGAAGCCCAUCGGCAUACUUGGCAGCUGGAUUUGGAAACACGAUCCAGAGCAUUAUGCAAUCGAAAACUACGAGAAGGCGUUAAGGCACCUGACGAGUGGGAGUGAAUUUCUCAAUACUAAUGUCCCUCCUGGACAUGUAUACCAGCCGUGGACCAUUGAUGAAAUCCUGAAGGCCAAGGAAACAGGCAGGGAGAUUGUCUUGGAUGGGGACUGGGAUUAA
This is a messenger RNA of Scedosporium apiospermum, 1329 nucleotides long. RefSeq lists its product as uncharacterized. Lineage: Eukaryota; Fungi; Ascomycota; Sordariomycetes; Microascales; Microascaceae. The record is from RefSeq and is a predicted model, not a curated record. Bases 1 to 1329 code for a protein of 442 amino acids. Gene Ontology annotation, molecular function: FAD binding; monooxygenase activity. The transcript has 4 exons. Gene Ontology annotation, biological process: secondary metabolite biosynthetic process.